AUGGGAACGGAAAUGGAAAUGGAUUCUUGUAGGCAUUCUUCAUCAUUCACAGUCUCUCCCGAGACAGAGAAGUUCCUGUGCGACAGAUUGCUUGACCAAGAACAACCCAUUUCGGAGCGCUUCAGAGCCCUCUUUUCACUUCGUAAUCUCCGCGGCCCUGCCCCCCGCAACGCUCUCAUAGCCGCAACAGGAGAUUCAUCAAAUCUGCUGGCGCAUGAGGCUUCAUUUGCAUUGGGCCAGAUGCAAGACGUCGAUGCUAUCCCUGCUUUGAAAGCAGUUCUUAAUGAUCUCUCUUUACAUCCCAUUGUCCGCCAUGAGGCUGCAGAAGCUCUUGGUGCGAUUGGUUUAGAGAUCAAUAUUCCUUCUUUAAAGAACAGUUUGGUUUCAGAUCCGGCUCAGGAGGUCCGAGAAACAUGUGAAUUAGCUCUUACUCGAAUUGAGGAACUGAGGAGUGUCCAAAGCAAUGAUGAAUCAUCCACUUUGAGUUCUUCACCCUUUUUGUCGGUUGACCCUGCUACACCUGCUUCUUGUUCUUCUACUGAUCUAUUAAGGGAAGUUCUUUUGAAUCAAGAAAAGGGCAUGUAUGAACGCUAUGCAGCUCUUUUUGCACUUAGAAAUCAAGGAGGAGAUACAGCUACUGAGGCUAUAAUUAAUUCUUUGCGUGCAAAGAGUGCUCUCUUGCGGCAUGAGGUUGCUUAUGUAUUGGGCCAAUUGCAAAACAAAAGUGCUUCAGCUGCACUUUCCAGAAUCCUUAAGGAUGUGAAUGAGCACCCAAUGGUUAGACAUGAAGCUGCUGAAGCUCUUGGUUCUAUAGCAGAUGGCCAUUGCAUUGCACUUCUUGAGGAGUUUGCGAAGGAUUCUGAACCUAUUGUCGCACAGAGCUGUGAAGUAGCUUUCAGCAUGCUGGAAUUUGAGAGAUCAGGCAAAUCUUUUGAGUACCUCUUCAUGCAGACGCCUCAAGUUCAGGAAACCUCAUAGCAAACUGGUUCCUGCAUUAGAAAGGGGUGGGCCUUCUAUCUGGAAAGAAUUCAGCUCCAAGAUGAAGGUUAUUCAUGUGCCUGCAGGCAUCUUGCCAAUUGUUUCACAAUAGUUUUGUGUCACGGAAAGUUGAGGGACUCCCCUCCCAGAGUUCUAGUUGUCAAGUUGGACUUCUUCAACACGAAACCUCGAAAAAGCUAGUAUCACGUAGGAGCCCUUGUAGAUCAGUUUGGAGCUCUUACAUACAGUUUUCCCUAUGACAUUUGCUGCACUUACAAGCUAUUAAUCUCUGCUCCUUUCUGCGUUACUGUCUUUUGCCUCAACCAUGGCAAAUCCGGGCAAUAUUUCAACCAUAACAAAAUGAUCGUGAUGGUUGCAAUGUCAGCUUUACACUAGUGUAUUUGUAUUAGUUAGUAACUUGCCAUUGGAAUGGACAAAAAAUUUCAAGAAUUGAACAUUUGUUGAAGUUC
Molecule: messenger RNA, 1448 nt
Organism: Rhododendron vialii
Lineage: Eukaryota; Viridiplantae; Streptophyta; Magnoliopsida; Ericales; Ericaceae
Product: deoxyhypusine hydroxylase-like
Exons: 7
Coding region: 1-978 (325 amino acids)
Biological process (GO): peptidyl-hypusine biosynthetic process
Molecular function (GO): deoxyhypusine monooxygenase activity
Source: RefSeq, a predicted model, not a curated record